AUUCCUCUCACUGACACCUCAUAUUUCAUUUCACUAUACAUAUCUUGUAGAGACUAGAGAGUCCAACUUUCACUUUCACUUCUUCUUCUUCUUCUCCCUAAAAAGGUAAACAAAAAUCCCACCAAGCAAGCAACCAAGCAAUCCAUAUCCAUGGAAUCAGUGGCUGAUUUGAAGCUCACCCUUCUGCUUUUAUUUGCUGCUAUUAUAUCUUUGGUUCUUGUACCUUCCGCUCAAGCCACCACCACAGAUGUCAAAUACUGCGAUAAGAAAGCUGAUUACCCUGUGAAGGUCUCUGGUGUUGUGGUAUCACCCAACCCAGUGGUGUCAGGCAAGCCAGCCACCUUUAACAUCUCAGCCACAACUGGUAAACCCAUCUCCAGUGGGAAAGUUGUCAUUGACGUUUCUUACUUUGGGGUGCACGUCCAUACAGAAAAUCAUGAUCUUUCUGAGGAGAUAAGCUGUCCUAUUGCAGCAGGAAAGUUUGUGCUCUCUCACAGCCAAACUUUACCUGGAUUUACACCACCUGGCUCUUACACUCUUAAGAUGACACUGGAGGAUGGUAACAAUCAACUGUUGACCUGCAUUAGCUUCAAAUUCAGUAUCAGCUUUGGAUCUUCAGUGUCUGAUAGUUGAAUACCUUGCUCAUGUUUGCGGUGUUGCAUUGUGGUGUUGAUUAGAAAAUGACUUGCGGCCAUGAAGCUAUAAGGUAUCCAAAACUUUGAACAUGUAUGGAAAAACCACCUAUUUGUUGGUUUUACCAGUUUCAGCACAAAACCGUAAAUAAAAGUGGUGUAUUGUAUGUGCUAUUCUCAGACUAAAGAAAGACACUUGAGAGCUAAAAAUGUAAUUACUUUGUGUGAGGUGUGGAUAUGUUAAUGUUGUCUUUGUUAGCUUAA
This is a messenger RNA of Quercus robur (English oak), 896 nucleotides long. RefSeq lists its product as uncharacterized. Gene Ontology annotation, biological process: intracellular sterol transport. Gene Ontology annotation, molecular function: sterol binding. Bases 151 to 633 code for a protein of 160 amino acids. The transcript has 4 exons. Lineage: Eukaryota; Viridiplantae; Streptophyta; Magnoliopsida; Fagales; Fagaceae. The record is from RefSeq and is a predicted model, not a curated record.